Apus apus (common swift) is the source of this 1157-nucleotide messenger RNA. It is a transcript of the gene ECHDC2, whose product is annotated as enoyl-CoA hydratase domain containing 2. NCBI's taxonomy places the organism in Eukaryota, Metazoa, Chordata, Aves, Apodiformes, Apodidae. The transcript has 10 exons. Gene Ontology annotation, cellular component: mitochondrion. Gene Ontology annotation, molecular function: enoyl-CoA hydratase activity. The record is from RefSeq and is a predicted model, not a curated record. Gene Ontology annotation, biological process: fatty acid beta-oxidation. Bases 238 to 978 code for a protein of 246 amino acids.
GAGCAACAAGUUAUCUCAAAAGGGGAGGGAGGUCUGACUGCUCUGCCAAGCGCUGAAGUAAUCUCAAGCCUCCCCCGGCGAGAGGAGCUCUGCCUUCAGCUUUUGCUCCGGAGGUGGCAGAGACACGGGGACACGCUCUGGCCGCCACCAGCCCGCUCUAUCGACCUGCCGAACGCAGCUUCCAGGCGCUUCACUCGCCCGCCGGACACACGGAGCAAAGGUAUUGCUGAAAUCCUAAUGAACCGACCCCACGCGAGAAAUUCAUUGGGAAAAGUAUUUGUAAAUGAACUGUUCAGUGCUCUGGAAGAACUGCGCUUUGAUGAGAAGGUUCGGGUGGUGGUGUUCAAGAGUGAGGUGAAAGGUGUCUUUUGUGCUGGAGCAGACUUAAAGGAACGUGCAAAGAUGGAUGAUGAAGAAGUUGGACACUUUGUUAAAAGGCUGAGAAAUCUCAUGGAUGAAAUAGCUGCCCUGCCAGUACCUACAAUUGCUGCAAUAGAUGGCUACGCACUGGGUGGUGGGCUGGAACUGGCAUUGGCGUGUGACCUUCGAGUAGCAGCUUCAUCAGCUAAAAUGGGCCUUAUUGAGACCACAAGAGGGCUUCUUCCUGGAGCAGGUGGAACCCAGCGCCUGCCCAGAUGUAUUGGAAUAGGCCUUGCAAAGGAACUCAUUUUCACUGGCAGACAGAUUGAUGGACAACAAGCCUUCUCAAUGGGAUUAGUAAAUCACACAGUGCCACAGAACAGUGAGGGAGAUGCAGCUUACCAGAGAGCAUUAGCUUUGGCUAAGGAAAUCCUUCCUCAGGCUCCAUUUGCUGUGAAAAUGGGAAAACUGGCAAUAAACAGAGGAAUGGAGGUUGACAUUGCGUCAGGGAUGGCUAUUGAGGGGAUGUGUUAUGCCCAGAACAUUCCCACAAGAGACCGUCAGGAAGGGAUGGCUGCCUUCAGGGAGAAACGACCACCUCAGUUUACUGGCAAAUAAUGCUUCCUAACUUCCCCUUUAUUCUUUGAGAUAAAGGAGGACUUAAGAGGACCCACUGCUUUCUUGGGAUUAUUUUUAUGACUUCAUUAUGUGUACUUGCUCCUUGCCUUGGACUGCAGUUCUGAAUACUCCACUGGUUCAUUUUGCUGUAAGAAUUUCCAAAUAAAGAUUUAACUUUA